Menidia menidia (Atlantic silverside) is the source of this 6303-nucleotide messenger RNA. Lineage: Eukaryota; Metazoa; Chordata; Actinopteri; Atheriniformes; Atherinopsidae. The record is from the annotation of a GenBank genome assembly.
AUGGUGCCUAAUAUUCACCUGGCAGGGCCCCUCCUGCCCAGAAGAGCGUCUCUGUUCCUGCUUCUGCUCAGCUGCAUGGUGUUCUCGUCUCUGGCAGACAGCUUACCGAGUUUUAUCAAGUCCCCCGAGGACCAGGCGGGCAUCUCGGGCGGGGUUGCGUCCUUUGUGUGCCAGGCCACCGGGGAGCCCAAGCCCAGAAUCACCUGGAUGAAGAAAGGGAAGAAAGUCAGCUCCCAGCGAUUCGAGGUGAUUGAAUUUGAUGAAGGCUCGGGCUCCGUUCUGCGGAUUCAGCCGCUGCGCAUCCACAGAGACGAAGCCAUUUACGAGUGCACAGCCACUAACAGCGCCGGCGAGAUCAACACCAGCGCCAAGCUCACAGUCCUGGAAGAGAACCAGAUCCCCCACGGCUUCCCCACCAUUGAUAUGGGCCCCCAGCUGAAAGUGGUGGAAAGGACCAGGACUGCCACCAUGCUGUGUGCGGCCAGCGGAAACCCAGACCCGGAGAUCUCCUGGUUCAAGGACAUGCUUCCAGUGGACAUCACCAGCAGCAACGGGCGCAUCAAGCAGCUCCGUUCAGGAGCUCUGCAAAUUGAGAACAGCGAGGAGUCCGACCAGGGGAAAUACGAAUGCGUUGCCAUGAACAGCGCUGGAACCCGCUACUCCUCUCCCGCCAAUCUCUAUGUCAGAGUACGACGAGUUCCACCUAGAUUCUCUAUCCCACCCACAAACCAAGAGGUGAUGCCGGGCGGUAGCGUAAACCUGACCUGUGUGGCCGUGGGCUCGCCAAUGCCCUACGUCAAAUGGACAACGGGCCAGGUGGACCUGACCAAGGAGGAAGAGAUGCCGAUGGGACGCAAUGUGCUGGAAGUAACCAACAUCCGCGAGUCAGCCAACUACACCUGCAUCGCCAUGUCCUCUCUGGGCGUGAUUGAAGCCACAGCGCAGGUUACCGUCAAAGCAUUACCAAAGCCCCCCACUUCGCUCACUGUGACUGAGACCACAGCCACCAGUGUCACUCUCACUUGGGACUCUGGAAACCCAGAACCUGUCUCCUACUACAUGAUUCAAUACAGAGCCAAGUCCUCUGACAACGGCUUCCAGGAAGUGGAGGGUGUAGCUACCACUCGGUACAGUAUCGGAGGCCUGAGUCCAUACUCGGAGUAUGAGUUUCGUGUCAUGGCUGUCAACAACAUCGGCCGUGGGCCUCCCAGCGACCAUGUGGAGACACGCACCGCCGAGCAGGCCCCCUCCUCACCCCCGCUGCACGUCCAAGCCCGCAUGCUGAGCGCCACCACCAUGCUGGUCCAGUGGGAGCCGCCUGAAGAGCCCAAUGGACAAAUCAGGGGAUACAGGGUCUACUACAGCUCUGACAUGACUGCUCCACUCAGCGCCUGGCAGAAACACAAUACAGACGAUAGCAGCCUGACAACAAUCUCGGGCCUGAUUCCUGAUAUCACCUACAGCCUCAGGGUGCUGGGCUUCACCUCUGUGGGUGACGGGCCACCCUCUGACAUCCUGCAAGUCAAAACACAACAGGGAGUGCCUGCCCAGCCGUCCAGCUUCGAGGCCGAAGCCGAGCUGGACACGCGCAUCAAGCUGUCCUGGUUGUGGCCCGUGCAGGACCCCAUCACCAAGUAUGAGCUGCAGUACUGGGAGACCGGCUCAGACAAGAAGAUACAUGUGACGUUCAACCCAGCUGGAUCCUACGCUGUGGAUGGUUUAAAGCCUGACACCUUGUACCGUUUCUCCCUGGCAGCCCGUUCUGAAAUGGGUUUAGGGGUCUACACCCAGCCCAUAGAGGCCCGCACCGCUCAGUCCACCCCAUCUGCACCCCCUCAGGAGGUACAUGUUGUCAGCCUGAGCUCCACCAGCCUCAAGGUGAGUUGGGUGGCACCGCCAGCUGAUAGCCGCCACGGCGCCAUUGUGCGCUACACGGUCAGCUACCAGGCCCUGGCCGGAGAGGACACAGAGCGCUAUGAUGAGUCUGACAUCGGCGCAGACGUUACUAGCUAUGUGCUGGAGGGGCUGGAGAAGUGGACUGAGUAUCAGGUGUGGGUGAGGGCCCACACUGACGUGGGCCCGGGCCCGGAGAGUACUCCCGUGAGGAUGAGAACCAGAGAGGAUGUGCCAGGGGCACCCCCAAGGAAACUGGAGGUGGAAGCCAUUAAUUCCACAGCCAUCAGAGUCACCUGGAAGCCGCCCCUUCAGGUGAAGCAGCACGGCCAAAUCAGAGGCUAUCAAGUCAUUUUCUCCCGGCUUGAGAACAAUGAGCCACGAGGCCAGCCAAACAUCAUGGACAUCGCUCUGCCGGAGGCACAGCCGAAGCCCACACAUCGCCCUCAUUUCCCUGCUAAAUUUAAACCACAGGCCAUGUUAACAACGCGAUGCUAUCGACCCUUUCGCAACCACACUUCUGCCGGAAAAGCGGCCUGGACCUCGGCUGGCAGCUCCACACCGCACAGGCCGCCCCAGCUUCCACCGAGGCCACCCAUCAGUGAACUCCUCCGCAGCGACCCAAUCGGGGCGCGCAUUGCUGGUGAACGCAAGCCGCUGCGUUCUGCAUCAGGGAAGAAGAAUCGACUCUUAGAUUCUGUGUCGCUCAUGUCCACGGAGGCCGUCAUUGGUGGACUGCACUCUGAAACCACGUACUCUGUCACCGUGGCAGCCUACACCACGAAGGGAGAUGGAGCUCGCAGCAAAGCCAAAGUCAUCACUACAACUGGAGCAGGCAAACCCACCAUGAUGAUCAGCACCACCUUGGACAACACCGGCCUGAUCCAGUGGCAGCCGCCUAAGGAAAUGGUGGGUGAGCUGAUGGGGUUCCAGCUGCAGUACAAGCGCACUGAUGAGGAAGCCUUCACCUCCCGCGAGCUGAGAAAGACAGAUGACCACUACACGGUCACCGGUCUGCACAAAGGUGCCACCUACGUCUUCCGCCUCAGCGCCCGCAACCGCGCCGGCAUCGGUGAGGCGUACGUAAAGGAAAUUAGCACACCUGAGGACGUGCCCUCCGGCUUCCCGAUAAACCUCCAAGUCACCGGACUGACUCAGUCCAGCACCCAGCUGACCUGGGAGCCUCCGCUGCUGCCGGAGAGGAACGGCAAGAUCGUUCACUACGUGGUCGUGUACCGGGACAUCAACAGUCAGCAAAACACAACCAACCGCACGGCUGACACUUACAUGACCAUACAGGGCCUCAAUCCCGACACCACUUAUGAUAUCCGCGUGCAGGCGUUCACCAGCAAGGGCGGGGGGCCCCUCAGCCCCAGCAUCCAGAGCAGGACCAUGUCAAAUGACUACUCGUUUGUACUGACAAGCAGAGGAAACAUUGCUGGAGGUCUGCAGCAGAAAGUGUCCAUUCGCACCGCCCCAGACCUGAUUAAAACCAAGCCAAGCAACCACCAGGCUCAAGGCGGCAAGAUGACAAUCAACCUGCCACAGGUCCAGACCACCACUCACGUCAGGUGGUACUACAUUGUGGUGGUGCCAGUGUCCCAGGCAACGCGCCGGUGGAAGAAUCCAGACGAGAUGGACCUGGACGAGUUGCUCAGGUCAAGUGAGGGGCCAGUCCUAAGGCGCCGGCGUCACCUGGAUUCCUCCAAGCCAUAUAUCGCUGCCAAGUUGGACUCCUUGCCAACCACCUUCACACUGGGUGAUGAGAAGUGGUACAACAACUUCUACAACAAGCCCCUGACCAGUCAACAGGAGUAUCUGUGCUUCGUCCUGGCGGCACUUGAAUAUGAAGAGACAGACAGCACAGCUAAUUACGCGCUUAUUACCAAACCCAGCGUUACAGACGGUAAAGUGUGCGGCUGGAUCGAGCAGUUUGGCGGAGGCCGCAUCAAACAGGGUCUUCACCAGACCCAGGAGAAUAAAACAACAACCUAUGAAGAUGGGAUGAGAAGAAGUGAACUUGGAGGAGGAGACCGUGAUAACAUAGUCGGUUCCUCCAAAAAGGCGCGCAGAUCAGAGGAGAAACCGAUGACAUUUUCAGCCAGUCCCUACUCAGACCCGAUCCAGGUGACGGCAGAUCCGGAGCACCCGGAAAUGCUGUGGGUUAUGGGCCCGGUGCUGGCAGUGAUCCUCAUCAUCAUCAUCGUCAUCGCCAUCCUUCUCUUUAAAAAAAAGCGGGCGUCACCCCUACCAAAAGAUGAGCACUCGGGUGGGGUGAAAGACUCCCUGUUGGCCAACUCCUCCGACCCUGUGGAGAUGAGAAGACUCAACUACCAGACACCAGGUCCCAGCUCUCAUCGCUGCCCCAACACUCCAAGAAUGAGGGAGCACCCACCUAUUCCUGUAGUUGACCUUGCUGACCACAUAGAGCGACUUAAGGCCAAUGACAACCUCCGCUUUUCCCAGGAAUAUGAGUCUAUUGAUCCGGGCCAGCAGUUCACCUGGGAAAACUCCAACAUGGAAGUCAACAAGCCAAAGAACCGCUAUGCAAACGUCAUCGCCUAUGACCACUCCAGAGUGGUUCUCACCUCUGUUGAUGCCGUUCCAGGCAGCGAUUACAUUAAUGCCAACUACAUUGACGGCUACAGGAAGCAGAAUGCCUACAUUGCCACUCAGGGGCCUCUGCCGGAGACCCUGAGCGACUUCUGGAGAAUGGUGUGGGAGCAACGAUCCAACACCAUCGUCAUGAUGACCAGACUGGAGGAAAAGUCUCGGAUUAGAGGUCUAUGCCCGCCGCAAAAGGCCAGGGAACAACAUGUGAGAGGCGGAGUUCAAAGCAAGAAGCAGAUGAAACCUGUGGCCUGGUUUGCUUCUCCCUCUGAAUGGGAGCCGUCUCCCGAGGAGAUCUGCAAAGAGAAAAGCAUCACCGUACCCACCAUGAAGGCUGCUCUGUGCACAUAUGGAGCCAAGUGGCCCAACCUGCUGUCCGUACACAGCAGGCGAGAGCGGGCAUUAGACACAUUUCCCUCCACAAAGAAGAGGCCAGUCAUCACAAAUGUGAAGUGUGACCAGUAUUGGCCGUCACGAGGAACAGAGACCUACGGGAUGAUCCAGGUCACCAUGUUGGACACUGUGGAGCUGGCCACGUACAGCGUUCGGACUUUCGCCCUCUACAAGAAUGGCUCCAGUGAGAAGCGAGAGGUGAGGCAAUUCCAAUUUAUGGCCUGGCCCGACCACGGGGUGCCUGAGUAUCCCACUCCCAUCCUGGCCUUCCUGCGGCGGGUAAAGGCCUGCAACCCUCCAGACGCAGGGCCCAUGGUGGUCCACUGCAGUGCGGGCGUGGGCAGGACUGGCUGCUUCAUUGUGAUCGAUGCCAUGUUGGAGCGCAUGAAGCACGAGAAGUCUGUGGACAUCUACGGCCACGUGACGUGCAUGCGCGCCCAGAGGAACUACAUGGUGCAGACCGAGGACCAGUACAUCUUUAUCCACGAGGCCCUGCUGGAGGCCGCCACCUGCGGGAACACGGAGGUGCCGGCACGCAACCUGUACGCCCACAUCCAGAAACUCACCCAGCCCCCGGCCGGCGAGACGGUCACUGCGAUGGAGCUGGAGUUCAAGAGACUGGCCAACUCCAAAGCCCACACGUCACGCUUCAUCAGCGCCAACUUGCCCUGCAACAAAUUCAAGAACCGGCUGGUCAACAUCAUGCCUUUUGAGUCCACCCGCGUCUGCCUGCAGCCCAUCCGUGGUGUCGAGGGCUCUGACUACAUCAACGCCAGCUGCAUUGAUGGCUACAGACAGCAGAAGGCGUACCUGGCCACACAGGGCCCCCUGGCUGAGACCACCGAGGACUUCUGGAGGAUGCUGUGGGAGCACAACUCCACCAUUGUUGUCAUGCUGACCAAGCUACGAGAGAUGGGCCGGGAGAAGUGCCAUCAGUACUGGCCAGCGGAGCGUUCAGCCAGGUACCAGUACUUUGUGGUGGAUCCAAUGGCUGAGUACAACAUGCCUCAGUACAUCCUCAGAGAGUUCAAAGUCACAGACGCCAGGGAUGGACAGUCCAGAACAAUCCGCCAGUUCCAGUUCACCGACUGGCCUGAGCAAGGAGUGCCAAAAACUGGCGAAGGCUUCAUUGAUUUCAUUGGACAAGUGCACAAAACUAAGGAGCAGUUUGGGCAAGACGGACCAAUCACUGUUCACUGCAGCGCCGGGGUGGGCAGGACCGGAGUCUUCAUCACCCUCAGCAUCGUGCUGGAGAGGAUGAGGUACGAAGGUGUGGUCGACCUCUUCCAGACCGUGAAGACGCUCCGCACCCAGCGGCCGGCCAUGGUGCAAACAGAGGACCAGUACCAGCUGUGCUACAGGGCCGCUCUGGAGUACCUGGGGAGCUUUGACCACUAUGCAACGUAA